Messenger RNA from Nothobranchius furzeri (turquoise killifish), 2002 nucleotides. RefSeq names its product sorting nexin 12 (gene snx12). Gene Ontology annotation, molecular function: phosphatidylinositol-3-phosphate binding. Gene Ontology annotation, cellular component: retromer complex; early endosome membrane. Gene Ontology annotation, biological process: late endosome to Golgi transport; endocytic recycling. The record is from RefSeq and is a predicted model, not a curated record. NCBI's taxonomy places the organism in Eukaryota, Metazoa, Chordata, Actinopteri, Cyprinodontiformes, Nothobranchiidae.
ACUUUAUUCCCGUUUGUCCGUCCAGUCAUCUCGGUGUCCGUUAGGGGGAGUGUAGGGCUUCCAGCACAGUACGGAACUGAUUCAACGCAUUCUCCAGAUCCUGGACGGGCAGGGCGGCUGGCCCAGGCAAGAAGAGCUACUCCCAGAUAGCUUUUUGCCUUCAGAUGAGAUUUAAAGCUUCAUUGUGUAUUUAGCUGGUUUGACGCCUUUUCUCAGUUGGUCAUCCAAGAUUACAGGUGGGGGAAAAUGACAGAUCCUGUUGUAGCAGAUACCCGCCGGUUGAAUUCCAAGCCUCAGGACCUGACGGAUGCUUACGGCCCCCCGAGCAAUUUUCUGGAAAUAGACGUUUACGAUCCACAGAUCGUUGGAGUUGGACGGAAUCGUUACACAACUUAUGAAGUUCGCAUGAGGACGAACCUUCCUAUUUUCAAAAUGAAGGAUUCCUGCGUGAGGAGAAGAUACAGCGACUUUGAAUGGUUAAAGAACGAGCUGGAAAGAGACAGUAAGAUUGUAGUACCGCCUUUGCCAGGGAAAGCCCUGAAGAGACAGUUGCCAUUCCGUGGAGACGAGGGCCUUUUCGAGGAGUCCUUCAUUGAGGAGCGACGAUCGGGUCUGGAGCAGUUCAUCAACAGAAUUGCAGGUCACCCUUUGGCCCAGAACGAGCGCUGUCUUCACAUGUUUCUGCAGGAGGAAACCAUUGACCGUAACUACAUUCCUGGAAAAGUACGACACUAGGUUUACUAAGGGAGAUGUUGGGGUGAAUGAGUGGGAUUGGGGGGGGAACCAGCAAUGGACUGCCUUUUAUUCUCUCUCAAGACUUCUCUUCCUCUUUCUGCUUUAUUUGCCUCUUUUCCUCACUCUGCAUCAUUGCAGUCUUUGCAUUAAUGUUCAUCUGCUACAUGUAAGGGUAUGUUAAUGUCUGACAACACGGCGAUUCAGUUCCCCUCUUGUGCAUUAGUUUAAUAACUGUGCAAUAGGAAACGCAUCCACAGUAAUUGUCUAAACGUUUUGUGAAAAUUAGUCAUUUUAAUUGCAAUUCUCAGAAAUGAAGUGACUGCUGUUGUACUGUUGAGACAUUACCCGAUAAGUGAAUUAAAGAAUGCAAUAUAAUGAGAAUAAAGUAGAAUAAUAUCUAAAUGUGUAUGCUGGCACUAAUGCUUGCCUUAAGGGUACGUGCAGACUGUCAAUGCAAAUUCUGAUCCUGUUUUUCUUCUCUUGUUAUUUUUUUAGGUAUGAACGAAACAACAGAGACGGCUGCAUCUACAUUUAUUUCUACAUCACAUAACUGCAAGGCUGCGGGGAACGUCAGAAGAGAAAAUUAUCUACAGCGUAUAGAAGCAAGAUGACUAUACAACUGAAAUCAAGUGUAUAAAUAGGUUUGUGUUGUCAGUCAUACCACAUGUAUGUACAUUAUUUUGUCAUCAGUUAAGAAAGCAAUGCUAAAUAUAUAUUUUAGUCAUUCCAUUAUGAUUUUUUUAAACAAUGAAUAUUAUUCCUUCUGUAUAUUUUUUGAUUUGAUCAGUUUAGAAAAAGUGUAGUUAUCUGCUUUCUUUGGUUUGGUUUUGUUAGCAAAAUUGUGAUUAUUUUCUUGUUGGUUUCCCAAAGUUAAGCAACAUGUAGCGCCCUGAAAAAGACAGCAACACGUCAUUCCAGUCGGUCUGUUUCCCCUAGACUUUUUGGCUUGUUUUUUCUUCAGUACUGCAUCAUUGUUUUUGUUGUUUUUGACCGAACAGUCAGUUCAGCUAGUGGGAAUGUUAGAUAAAUACCGUAUCUCAGCACUGUGACGGAGCAGCUCAUUACAACAGUAUCUUGUUUUAUCUCGUAUUUAGCAUCUGUUUUGUUGGGGAUAUAACAUGAGUGCUUAAUAUGUGCUUUUUUUGGCCAUUUAAUUCUUUACGGAUAUUGUAAAAUGUAAUUAUACUUGCUGUCAUUACUGUCCCACUUUGGAUGGCAAGGAACCUCCUUGAUAAUCCAGCCCAUGAAUAAAUUUCCUGCUGCCUGC